Molecule: messenger RNA, 1936 nt
Organism: Solea senegalensis (Senegalese sole)
Lineage: Eukaryota; Metazoa; Chordata; Actinopteri; Pleuronectiformes; Soleidae
Gene: olfm2a
Product: olfactomedin 2a
Exons: 6
Coding region: 480-1847 (455 amino acids)
Biological process (GO): signal transduction
Source: RefSeq, a predicted model, not a curated record
UUGCUCGGGCUCUUUGCUCGCACACAGUGGCGCUGCUGCUCCCAGCGUCUGCGCCCUGACAGCACAGCAGUCACCUUCCAACCUCUGCGACUCUCCCCUCUCCUCCUCCUACUCCUCCUCCGGCACAGUCGCAGUUUAUCCAGAACCGCAUCCACAGACAGCAUCCGAGGACUUUCUGCUCUUCCUCCUCCUCUUCUUCUUCUUCUUCUUCUCCUCCUCUUUGCUCACACCGGGAGCGCCGUUUGGUGUCUAUUUAUGCCCCACGUCAAGACGCGCGAGGGGUCGCUCCUUCCCGUGCCAGAGCGGUGCUGCCGUGCGCCCCGGUGGUGAUGAGGUUGGUGGUGGCGCACAGCCGACACAGCGUUACAGGGAUCCGUCAGUGUGAGUGAAGAAACCGCCCCAGUGAGGGAACAGGGACGUGGAGGGAGAACAGAGCCGAGCUGAGCAGAGCAGCGGGGAACGCUAUCAUUUCCACUGGGAUGCAUCUCUUCAGUGCCAUGUUCCUACUUGUGAUGUUAGCUGUCCUGCCCUGCUGUGAGGCUCUGUACCCGAGUCCAGAGGAAGGCUGGCAGAUCUACAGCUCGGCGCAGGACGCAGAUGGGAAGUGUAUCUGCACGGUUGUCGCGCCGGCCCAGAACAUGUGUAACCGCGACCCACGCAGCAGACAGCUUCGCCAGCUCAUGGAGAAGGUUCAGAACAUAAGUCAGUCAAUGGAGGUGCUGGACCUGCGGACGUACAGAGACCUACAGUACGUGAGGAACACCGAGAGUCUAAUGAAAGUGGUGGACGGAAAGCUGAAGGUGGCCUCUGAAAAUCCCCGCAGUCUCAAUCCAAAGGGUUUUCAGGAGUUGAAAGACAAGGUCACCCAACUGCUCCCCCUGCUGCCGGUGCUGGAGCAGUACAAAGCGGACGCAAAGAUGAUCCUGCGUCUGCGGGAGGAGGUGAGGAACCUGUCGGUGGUGCUGAUGGCCAUCCAAGAAGAGAUGGGAGCCUACGACUACGAGGAGCUGCGGCAGAGAGUCCUACUCCUGGAGACCAGGCUUCACUCCUGCAUGCAGAAACUAGGCUGCGGGAAGCUCACUGGAGUUAGCAAUCCCAUCACAGUGCGUGCGUCAGGGUCAAGGUUUGGCUCUUGGAUGACGGACACUAUGAUCCCCAGUUCAGACAACAGAGUGUGGUCCAUGGACGGUUACUUCAAGGGACGCCGGGUCCUGGAAUACCGCACGAUGAACGAUUUCAUGAAGGGCCAGAACUUUGUGCAGCACCUGCUGCCUCAUCCGUGGGCAGGCACCGGUCACGUGGUCUACAACGGCUCGCUGUACUACAACAAGUACCAGAGCAACAUCGUCAUCAAGUACCACUUCCGUUCUCGGAGCGUGCUGGUGCAGCGCAGCCUGAGCGGCGCCGGCUACAACAACACCUUUCCCUACUCGUGGGGCGGCUCGUCCGACAUCGACCUCAUGGCGGAUGAAAACGGCUUGUGGGCCGUUUAUACCACCAUCCCCAACGCUGGGAACAUUGUCAUCAGCCGCCUGGAGCCCCAGACCCUGGAAGUGCUGCAGACUUGGGACACGGGGUUUCCAAAGCGCAGUGCCGGGGAGUCUUUCAUGAUCUGCGGCACGCUUUACGUCACCAACUCCCACCUGGCAGGUGCCAAAAUCUACUUUGCCUACUACACCAACACGUCGAGCUACGAGUACACAGACAUCCCCUUUCACAAUCAAUACUCCCACAUCUCCAUGAUGGACUACAACCCCAGGGAGCGGGUCCUUUACACCUGGAACAACGGACACCAGGUGCUCUACAAUGUCACAUUGUUCCAGGUUAUUAAGACUUCUGGUGACUGAGAAGACUCAGACUGAUCCACUCAAAUAAUGCUGUGAUCAUUGUUCAGGGGAGAGGGCGACCUGGGUGUCGGGUGGGUACUGUGGGAGGU